GUCACUUCGUUACUUACAAUCAUCCUAAUCAUUGUUCGAGGUUGCCUCCUGCAGAUGUCUAGUUCUGAGCAGAGUUUAGGCAGACGGGAGGCGAUCCCGGUUCUGUACACGCGAGGUUCUCAUUACGACGUGGGAUACGACAUCGGCCGUACAUUCCGCGGCCUCAUCGAAGACUUCCUGAAGAACUUCACGUUCCUGCACCAAGAGCUUCUGCCCGCCUACACCACCCAGCGGGGGCGACAGGCCUACGACGCCACGCUGGGCCUACUGAGGGGCACCUACCCUCACUACCUCAGGGAGCUCGAGGGCACGGCUGCGGGGGCAAGGGUGCCAUUCCUACAUCUGAUGCUGCUGCACGUGGGGCGGCAGAUGUUGGGGGGCGGCGCCCCUACGCAGACCAGCAGCAAGCCGCCCCACGGCUGCUCCACCGUCUGCAGCAACUACCCGGGGCGGCCGCUGCUGGGCCACACCGAGGACGCGCUCAACGAAGUGAUGAAUCACAUCUACAUCGUCAGUGCACACAUCACUGAAGACCAAACAACGUCGCCUGGACAGGCGAGGAGCGAACGCUUCACGUCGCUGUGCUACGCGGGCUACUUGCCAGGCUUCUGCAUGAGCUGCAACCAACACGGCUUAGUGUUCUCUGUGAACGUGCUCUUCCCCACACACGUGCACGUGGCCAAGACACCUCCGUACUUCCUGACGCGGGCGCUGCUGGCCGCCCAGACGCUGCAGGAGGCGGAGGACGUCCUUAAGGACCAGGGCGCUGGUGCGGGCGACGGCUUCAGCGUUAACAUGGCCUUUACGCGGCAGGAAGGGAACAUUUUGUUUCACAACGCAGAAGUCGCCCCGCCGCUGCCUGGGCAAAAUGAGAGUCAAUUAUCCAUCCUGACCAUCAAUACUGGAGAGCAUUUCAUGCACGCUAAUAAGUACCUGCGGCUGUCGGUGCCAGAGGACCUGGAGUACGAGGACGCGAGCAGCAGCCAUCGCCAUGCCCGCGCCCAGGCGUGUCCAGAACCCGACUGCCGGGCUGCGUUGCUGGAGCUGCUCUCAGAUACCCAGGAUGCUGAAUACCCCAUCUUCAGGGAGGGGCAGGAGGGCGUCUCUACCGUCACGCUAGGCAUUUUUGACAUACGUGAAGGAACCUGGUCCUUGUACAUGAAAAAUCCACGGACCUCCUCUCUGCUCGUAUCGCUGCCGAUCAACUUAGAGUGACCGGCUUUAUUGGUAUGACGGCCGGCAAUUUUUUGAAGAACGCUUUUCAGUAUAAACGGGAAAAAUUUAAUCGUUGUCAGAAUAUUUGAAAAAUUAGUUUUUGCCAAUUUGAUAAUGCAUCUGUAAAUUUUUGCUUUUUUUUUAAUUUUAACUCCUAAUUUUUCUGUGGACCCUAAAUUUGUUAACAUUUUAUUGUUUUGAUAGCUAAAUUCUGAGUUUUGCAUUAGAAUAUUAUACUUUCUAAGACCUCCAGACCUCGUUUGGUAGAUCUGACUUUCAUGUGGUGAGGGUGUGAUCGAGCGCACGAAAAUGAUCGUGCAUUUACCUACGUAUAUCCAAUGUUAUACAAUUGUUUCUUAGCAUCACUCGGAAAUUCAAAUCUUUUUCUAAACGAAAAUGACAGGUUUGCGGCAUGGCAGCUUGGUCAUGACUGCAGACAUGUGGUUGUAGGUAUAAUUAAAAGUCUUGUAAAAUUCACACUUAUAAAUUCUGGCGUCUUGCCAUUAUUCAUACUAGAUAUAAGUAUUCGCCGACGAACUAUUUAAAUAAAUAAAUAUGAAGUGAUAAAGUGAUAAAAAAAGAGCUUAACUUUUGAGCACUAUUCAAGUCACAGCUUCAACCCACAUUUUCCUGAGCAAACCUCACCUUCUCAGUCGUUCAUUUAUUUUUAUGUUAUAUCUAUAGCUUCUAUUAAAUCCCUUGAAUAUAACUAAAAAACUAUGCGCCUAAAACCAAGAUAAAGUCAGCAUUACUCAUUUCGCCAUAUGAGAACUUUUUUGUCACUGGAUUGUUGAAGCAAUAAAUGUAUUGUUACAGUAGGUGAGAGCGAUCAUGACUAAGAAAUGUUACAGUAAUACAGUAAGCAAGACAUAUUGAAGCAAGACUUGUGUAAAGCAGAGUAGGAGCGGAUGUUAGAAGUUCUAGAGCUCCGCGAUUCUACAGCCAGUUAACGCAGUAAACUGUUCGUCUAAUUUCAAAUUAGGGAAAAAAACAGAAUGUAGUUUCCAGGGGCCGCACUAUAAAUAAAAGUUACAAGUUCGCGACUCCGUCAGCCAAUCCCUGGCAGCUUACAAGCUAAACAUACCUAUCAUAAGGGAAAAAUCGGCGGCUACGUGUACUUAGGCCGCUAUGUUUAUUUGGGCCACGACGUAUUCAUGAGCCGCAAUGUGUAAUUGCCUGUACGUGUACUUAGGCCGCUACGUGUAUUUAAGCGAGUUUUGAUAGUACGGCCCCUGGUGGAUGAAGAAGUGUGACUUAAUUUAGACGCAGUGGCAGCGCUCCGGAGGGCAGUAGGAGGGAUGCUUGAGGCAGUUCUGAUGGCACCAGAUGUCAGCGUCUUCUAUCAGGGCGAACUCCCCCACUGCGCUGCAGUCGUGUCUGCAGGGAAAUUCAUAAAUCAUAAUUCAUUCAUAAUUGGAUCAAUUUUUCCAGUAUACUUUUCGGCGUACAAUGAAACUAAAGAAUCUCGAAGAUGCUAACUUGGACGAAGGGUGCGUGGCAGUAAGCAUCAACCAUCGUUACAAUCAAACUUAUACUCUGCACUCGCUCGCAUCACAAGCACAUUGAACAUCUGUUGCGUACAGAAAUUUAUCUAAAAGUAAUUAUAAGAGUUACUUACAGGCAUUUGCAGUUCAGUAUAUAUAAUUUAACAACAGUCAUUUACUAGAAAGUAAUCGAGAGUUACUUACACGCAUUUGCAGUAGCUGGGGUGGCAGUUAGGAGGGUACUUGAGGCAGUUGAUCAUGCACCACAUGUCCAUGUUGGCAACGUUAUGGAAGGGGUCAAUUGGUAUGCAGCGCUGGGCUCUGAACAGUCAUUAAAUAUUUCAUUAUAAAAUCAAUGCUCACAAAUCUGAAGUUGUUGAUGAUUUAUUGAUAGCGAUUAAUGAAAUAGACCUAAGUUCUCUACAGAUAUAUUUUUACUCAAUUUUCAUUUUAAUGCCAAUAUUUUCACGAUUACGGUGCAAGCAACGCAAGUUAUCUUCGUGGGGCCAACAUUGAAAUACUCAGUCAAGCUGAGGCACCACCUUCGACAUGCACCUAUUAAGUGCCGCCCACCAGCAACUAUAAAUGACUAUCACUGAACUACUGCGGCUGAUGCUGUACAUACAUACAAUGGCUGAUUCACGCCUGAUUCAUACCUACAACGACUCAUAUGAUAAAUACCAAAUACAUAAAUAUAAUGGCUGAUACAUACCUGAUACAUACCCAAAAUACCUGAUUCUCUUACCUAAUACAUACCUCUAAAGGCUGAUGCUCACCUGAUGCAAACCUAUUGGCUAUUAUGGCUGAUACAUACCUGACACCUACCUGACAUACAGGUACAUACCCGUUACAUACCACAAUGGCCAAUAUAUAGCUGCAAUAUCUUAUAUAUACCUUAUGAUGAGCGGUUUGAGCCCCUGCUGAGCAGCCUCCUCAGCGCUGACAUUCUGAACCACGUUAUCUCUGCUGGAGUACAGCGCCCAGGGGUUGAAGUCUGACGUCGCCGCUGCAGUUGCCGUGUUAGAGUUGAUGAUGACGUCAGCACAAUUGAUGAAUGUUUCUUGGUUUCCGCAGCCCACGCUCUCUGACCCGUUAUCGCAUUUACCCCACGUGUUACCUGAGUGAUAAUACGGAGUAAAAUUAUACGGAACACCGGCCCAAGUGUUACCUGGGCGGCAAUACACGGUGUUAGAUUAAAAGGAAAACGGGCUCCACGUGUUACCUGUUCAUUUUCAAAUAGUAGUUUACAUUAAAUCCUUCAUAAAUAUGGCGAAAAGAUUAAUGGGUUUUCUAGAGUAAUGAAAUAUUUCCGAGCUACGAAAAUUUAAUGGAAAAUUCAUCUUGUGAAAGGGGAAAAGUUUAAUCACAGGAACGAAUUUCUGGUGUCCGAUUCACAAAACAUUGAUAAACCUAUUUAUCAUGGUAAUUCCAUGCUUCUAGAAUAUUUUAUGACGAAUUUACCAGCAAAAUAUUUCCAACGGAUGACGCAGUGGCUGCAAGUCACGUCUUCCGGAAGCUUGACCUUCCAACGAAAAAUUUCCGACUUCUUCGUACCUUCCGGAAUGACGAAAACGGAGUCUGAUCCAUCUGCCAGUCCCAGCAGAUACCUGCGUGGUGAUAGUGAGUCAUCAUUUGUCCGUGUGGUGAUAGUAACCAAUCAUUGGACCGAUAGAAAUUAUUUUUUAGACUAGGUUAAAAAUCAAGCGAGUCCUAAUAGAG
Molecule: messenger RNA, 4418 nt
Organism: Hyalella azteca
Lineage: Eukaryota; Metazoa; Arthropoda; Malacostraca; Amphipoda; Hyalellidae
Gene: tan
Exons: 9
Coding region: 55-1215 (386 amino acids)
Source: RefSeq, a predicted model, not a curated record